Molecule: messenger RNA, 2022 nt
Organism: Cynara cardunculus var. scolymus (artichoke)
Lineage: Eukaryota; Viridiplantae; Streptophyta; Magnoliopsida; Asterales; Asteraceae
Product: pyruvate decarboxylase 2-like
Exons: 6
Coding region: 1-1815 (604 amino acids)
Molecular function (GO): carboxy-lyase activity; thiamine pyrophosphate binding; magnesium ion binding
Source: RefSeq, a predicted model, not a curated record
AUGGAUACCAAGAUCGGUGCUCUAGAUGUUGUUCCUGUUUCCAAUGGCAAUGUAUGUUGUCCUCCCAAAACCGCUGUUGCUUCUUGUGUACAGUCCUCCCCUGUAUCGUUCAACUCCAGCGAGGCCACACUCGGUCGCCACCUUGCUCGCCGGCUUGUCCAGAUCGGUGUCUCCGACGUGUUUUCUGUUCCCGGUGACUUCAACUUAACUUUGCUGGAUCACCUCAUUGCUGAGCCCGGGCUCAAUCUCAUUGGCUGUUGCAACGAGCUGAAUGCAGGCUACGCGGCCGAUGGAUACGCUAGGUCUCGUGGCGUUGGUGCAUGCGUUGUGACGUUCACCGUUGGUGGACUUAGUGUACUCAACGCCAUUGCCGGUGCCUACAGUGAGAAUCUUCCGGUUGUUUGUAUCGUCGGUGGACCGAAUUCGAACGAUUACGGUACGAACAGAAUUCUUCAUCAUACUAUUGGAUUGCCGGAUUUCAGCCAAGAGCUUCGUUGUUUUCAGACAGUCACUUGUUAUCAGGCUGUGGUGAAUAACUUGGAAGAUGCACAUGAACAGAUCGAUACUGCGAUUUCGACUGCUCUGAAAGAGAGCAAACCUGUUUACAUCAGUAUUGGCUGUAAUUUGUCUGCAAUUCCACAUCCUACUUUUAGCCGGGAACCAGUUCCAUUUUCUCUACCCCCUAAGUUGAGUAACCGCAUGGGUUUGGAAGCAGCUGUUGAGGCUGCAGCAGAGUUCUUGAACAAGGCUGUGAAGCCUGUAAUGGUCGGUGGACCUAAACUGCGUGUUGCAAACGCAUGCCAGGCGUUUGUCGAAUUGGCAGAUGCAUCCGGAUAUGCUCUUGCCGUCUCCCCUGCAGGAAAAGGGCUAGUUCCCGAGCACCAUCCUCACUUCAUUGGGACAUACUGGGGUGCUGUAAGCACAGCAUUCUGUGCAGAAAUUGUUGAAUCAGCGGAUGCUUACAUAUUUGCUGGACCUAUAUUCAAUGAUUACAGCUCUGUAGGUUACUCUCUCCUUCUGAAGAAAGAGAAGGCGCUAAUCGUGCAACCUGAUCGUGUUGUGGUUGGAAAUGGACCCACUUAUGGUUGUAUUAUGAUGAAGGAUUUCUUGCAAGCAUUAGCCAAGAGGCUUAAGAAGAACACCACUGCCUAUGAGAAUUACCAUCGGAUUUAUGUGCCUGAUGGGCAUCCUCUGCAAUGUGCUCCUAAAGAACCAUUGAGGGUUAAUGUUCUGUUUGAACACAUACAGAAGUUGUUGUCCAGUGAUACAGCUGUGAUCGCGGAAACCGGAGAUUCCUGGUUCAAUUGCCAGAAACUAAAAUUGCCACAGGGAUGUGGGUAUGAAUUCCAGAUGCAAUAUGGGUCGAUUGGAUGGUCUGUUGGUGCUACCCUUGGGUAUGCACAGGCUGCGACAGAUAAAAGAGUGAUUGCUUGCAUUGGUGAUGGUAGCUUCCAGGUUACGGCCCAAGAUGUGUCUACAAUGCUGCGAUGUGGCCAGAAUAACAUCAUCUUCCUGAUAAACAAUGGUGGUUACACCAUCGAAGUAGAGAUCCAUGACGGGCCUUACAAUGUGAUCAAGAAUUGGAACUACACUGCAUUAGUUGAUGCAAUCCACAACGGCGAGGGAAAGUGUUGGACGACAAAGGUGUUUUAUGAAGAAGAGUUGAUCGAAGCGAUAGAGACUGCAAUGGGAGCGAAGAAGGAUUGCUUGUGCUUCAUUGAAGUGAUGGCUCAUAAGGACGACACAAGCAAAGAAUUACUCGAGUGGGGUUCGAGAGUCUCGGCUGCCAACAGCCGUCCUCCAAACCCUCAGUAGAUCGAUGCCUUCCAUAAUUAUCGUAAUUUUUAUUCGUAUCAUCGAAAUAAACCAAACGGAACGUACUAUUUUUCUAGGCCUAUUUGUAAAAAUACGAGAAUGAUGUUAUGUUGUAUUUGAUAUUUUGAUUCAAGCAAGUGUUGUUUUGAUUUGAACGUUUGAUCAUUUUAAUUACACCUUUCACAGAAUACACGUCAAUAUUUCAUA